Molecule: messenger RNA, 726 nt
Organism: Drosophila eugracilis
Lineage: Eukaryota; Metazoa; Arthropoda; Insecta; Diptera; Drosophilidae
Product: cytochrome P450 307a1-like
Exons: 3
Molecular function (GO): oxidoreductase activity, acting on paired donors, with incorporation or reduction of molecular oxygen; monooxygenase activity; iron ion binding
Source: RefSeq, a predicted model, not a curated record
UUUAUGUUAGAAGACUUUAUUGGAGGGCACACAGCAGUUGGGAAUUUGGUAAUGUUGGUUCUGGCAUACAUAGCUAAAAAUCAUAUAAUUGGUGAGCAGGAGGUAGAUUUUGUUUCGAAUUAUGAAGUAAGGAGUAUUAGUCUUUAUGAUAUGAAUAAAAUGCCAUAUACCAUGGCGGUAAUUUUAGAGGUUCUACGACAUUCAUCAUCUCCUAAUGUUCCUCAUGUAGCAAUGGAAGACACAGUUUUAUCGGGAUUUGGUGUUACCAAGGGGACAAUCGUUUUUAUAAAUAAUUUUAUAUUAAGUAUAAACGAAAAUAACUGGAAAUAUCCUGAUCAAUUUGAGCCGCAGCGGUUUCUAGAUAUAAAGCAUACAGAUGACAGAACCAAUGUCUUGAAAUGUAUUCCACAUUUCUUACCGUUCAGUGUCGGUAAGCGCACAUGUCUUGGAAAAAAUCUGGUUCGAGGGUUCGGAUUUCAUUUACUUGUCCAUAUUAUAAAAAAUUACAAUGUGAAUAGGCCACUAACUGACGCCCUACACCUACGUCACCUGCGAAGGCGCCGCGUCAAGGAGCGCCCGCCGCUGACCAAGAAGACAUCUGCACCUGGCAAGGAUCGGCCAGGAGACCGCGUGCGACGCGUGCGACGCAGGCCCCGGCACCACGGCGACAUUGACGGCAGCGUGGGACUCCCGUUAUGUCCUUACCUAAUUGGCACCCAACUGUAA